Molecule: messenger RNA, 744 nt
Organism: Knipowitschia caucasica
Lineage: Eukaryota; Metazoa; Chordata; Actinopteri; Gobiiformes; Gobiidae
Source: the annotation of a GenBank genome assembly
AUGAAGGGAACAAUGAAACUCUCACCUCCUUUCAGGGAGGAGGAGGAGGAGGAGGAGGAGGAGGAGGAGGAGGAGGAGGAGGAGGAGGAGGAGGAGGAGGAGGAGGUCCCAGGAGAACCCCCUCCCCACAAACUCAAAAUAUGGAAAGAUAAAGACACUGUCCACAGCAAGUUAUCUGGCUGUCAUCCCCCCUCCCUCUCCUCCCCCCUCUCUUCCCCCCUCUCCUCUCCCCCCUUUCCCUUUCUCCCCCACCCCUCCCUCAUCAUCGCACACGCCCGUCUUUCCCCUCCCCACACAAAGAAGAGAAAAAAGUGUCACUAUGGAAACAAGGAGGCGAGAUUCUCAAAGCUCCAGACGCUAAAACCACAGCGCUUCGUGGAUGUUGUGGCACAGACUCCGCCCACCGCCGUCUCUACGAGAAAAGACCCUCGGGAGCAUCUCAUACUCACUUCUGAGACCCCUCCCGGUCCAAACCCGACCCCUCCCGGUCCAAGCCCACGCUCAGGUCUACAGCAGGUCAGAUCCCGCUUCACUUAUUUCAGCACCAUGGAGAGCGGCACCUGGCUUCUGCUGCUGCUGCUGCUGCUUCUGCUGCUUCUGCUGCUGCUGCUGCUUCUGCUGCUGCUGCUGCUGCUUCUGCUGCUGCUGCUGCUGCUGCUGCUGUGGUGGAUGGGAUCGAGACCCGAGAGGAGGUCGCGGUUUGGUGCUUCAGCCAUGACCAAGGGUUUGAUCUUUGGCAAUUAA